AUGUCUGGCACAACACCUUCAUUAAGCGAUCUGUUUUAUGAUCCAACGUAUAAUCCAGGUCUCAGCAUCAUUGAUUACACUUCUAUAUAUGGAAACGGGACCACUAUCACGUUCGAUGAGUUGCAGGGCUUAGUCAACAGUACGGUUACUCAGGCUAUCAUGUUCGGUGUCAGGUGUGGCGCGGCCGCAUUGACUUUGAUUGUUAUGUGGAUGAUAUCGAGAAGCAAAAAGACACCAAUCUUUAUUAUUAAUCAAGUUUCAUUACUUUUAAUUCUUUUGCAUUCUGCCCUCUAUUUCAAAUAUUUACUCUCUAAUUACUCGUCAGUGACUUAUGCCCUCACUGGGUUUCCUCAAUUCAUCAGCAGAGGCGACGUUCAUGUUUAUGGUGCUACAAAUAUUAUUCAAGUGUUGCUAGUGGCUUCUAUUGAGACCUCAUUAGUGUUUCAGAUCAAGGUUAUCUUCACAGGUGACAAUUUCAAAAAGAUGGGCUUAAUGUUGACAUCAACAUCCUUCACCCUGGGGCUUGCUACAGUAAUCAUGUAUUUCGUGAGUGCUGUUAAGGGCAUGAUUGCAACUUACCAAGAUGUCGGUGCAACUCAAAAUAAAUAUUUCAAUGCGUCCACCAUCCUACUAGCAUCCUCGAUCAACUUCAUGUCAUUUGUCCUGGUAGUUAAAUUGAUUCUGGCCGUAAGAUCGAGAAGGUUCCUUGGUCUUAAGCAAUUUGACAGUUUUCAUAUUUUACUUAUCAUGUCUUGUCAGUCUUUGCUGGUUCCAUCAGUGAUAUUCAUUCUCGCAUACAGUUUGAAACCGAACCAAGGUACAGACGUUUUAACUACCGUUGCCACAUUAUUAGCCGUUUUGUCUUUGCCAUUAUCAUCAAUGUGGGCGACAGCCGCCAACAACGCAUCUAAGACAAAUACUAUCACUUCAGAUUUUACAACUUCAACAGAUAGAUUCUAUCCAGGCGCACCUUCCAGUUUCCGAACUGACAGCAUCAACAAUGAUGCAAAAAGCAGCCUUAGAAGUAGAUUGUAUGACUUAUACCCUAGAAAGAAAGAAUCGAUAUCAGAUAAACAUUCGGAAAAAACUUUUGUGGUUGAGGCUGCUGAUGACAUAGAAAAGAAUCAGUUUUAUCAACUUCCUACACCUACAAGUUCCAAGAAGACAAGGGCAGGGCCCUUUGCUGAUACAAGCUAUAACGAAGUGGAUAGUGAACGUGUCGACAUGUACACUCCCAAUACAGCUGCCGACGAAGAAGCAAGAAGGUUUUGGACUGAAGACAGUGACCGCCUAUGA
Molecule: messenger RNA, 1296 nt
Organism: Saccharomyces kudriavzevii IFO 1802
Lineage: Eukaryota; Fungi; Ascomycota; Saccharomycetes; Saccharomycetales; Saccharomycetaceae
Gene: STE2
Product: alpha-factor pheromone receptor STE2
Exons: 1
Coding region: 1-1296 (431 amino acids)
Biological process (GO): G protein-coupled receptor signaling pathway
Cellular component (GO): membrane; G protein-coupled receptor homodimeric complex
Molecular function (GO): mating-type factor pheromone receptor activity; pheromone binding
Source: RefSeq, a predicted model, not a curated record